AUGACAUUUUUCAGAAAAGUGUACAUAAAAUUCACAUAAAUAUGCCACUAGAAUCAAUUGUAGAUCCUACUAUAAGAAUAAAACCAGCUGUAAAGCUGAUAGAUUUUAUUUUAAAAAAUAUCAAAGACACAGAUGAUGCACCAACUGGUAUUGUAUCCUUAAUCAAAUCCAAGAAAUCUAAAAAGGAGGCUGCAAAUGCCAUGUUAAAAAUAGAGGAUCUCAAGUGGUUAAACAGAUAUUUGAGAGAGUAUAGAAAAACUGCAACUAAAAAAAUUUACUUGCAUGAACUGUUUGAUAAUUCUGAUGUAAUAUUGCCAUCACCACAGAUCACACCACGGAAUCCAGAGUUGGAAGCUAGAAUAAAGAAGUUAAAGGCACAACAAGAUGCUAGAGAAUAUCGAGCGAUGACAAAGAGCAUUGAUUCUGUACGGAAAUUCUUGCCUGAGGACAGUAUCGCGUAUCAAAUGAAGCAAAUUAAUAAACAACUUAUCGCCGUUGCGCAGUUUAUAUUUUCUGUGAUAGCUGGCUUCGCUUUUGGAUUCACUGGAAUAGAAUUGUUAGUUGAAAAUUUAGAUUUUGGAUUCAGACUACUUCUAGGUAUAAUUUGUGCACUAAUUGUAGCACUAGCUGAAAUUUAUUUUCUGGCUCUAAAAUUGAAUGAGUAUGAUUUUGAUGUACUUGCUACAUCCAAAACUAAAAAAUUGCAUCAGGACUAGAAAUUUCAUUUGUGCAUCUGUUGUGUAUUACAUGUUAUUUGAGUAUUUUAGUAUAUUAUGCAUAAAGCAAUAGAUAGCAUCAAACAAAAUUAAAAUUAUCUCAAAUACUAAUAUAUAAAAGCUAAUAUUAAGUUUAUGAUACAUAUAUGUUAAUAAUAUACCAUAAAAAAUAUUGUAUAAUGUGUCAUUAAUAAGAGACAAAACAAGAUACAUUAAGGUGCUUGCUAUUUAUUUAUGUCUUUAUCAUAGUCCUAUAUAUUAUUCAGUAAAGAUGAUUAUUGUAACAAUAAACUUGAUAAUUAUUUAUUUUAUAUAAUUUAGUUGAUGUAUAAUUGUACAAUAUGUAUAAUUGUACAAUAUGAACAAAAUACAAGUGAAAAUAUCACAAAUUAACAUA
Molecule: messenger RNA, 1113 nt
Organism: Harpegnathos saltator (Jerdon's jumping ant)
Lineage: Eukaryota; Metazoa; Arthropoda; Insecta; Hymenoptera; Formicidae
Product: transmembrane protein 199
Exons: 2
Coding region: 42-716 (224 amino acids)
Biological process (GO): vacuolar proton-transporting V-type ATPase complex assembly
Cellular component (GO): endomembrane system
Source: RefSeq, a predicted model, not a curated record